Molecule: messenger RNA, 970 nt
Organism: Schizosaccharomyces japonicus yFS275
Lineage: Eukaryota; Fungi; Ascomycota; Schizosaccharomycetes; Schizosaccharomycetales; Schizosaccharomycetaceae
Product: Pex19 protein family
Exons: 2
Coding region: 1-738 (245 amino acids)
Cellular component (GO): peroxisome
Source: RefSeq, a predicted model, not a curated record
AUGUUUGUGACUAGAGAAGUCUGGCGGAAAUCGCCAUCAACUCGCCUCAACAAAAUAAAACCUCUAGCAAUACAACCAACUUUUCAAAAGAAAGCCACCUCUUUUGCCAUGGACCAGAAUCAUCACCAAAAAUUAAGCAGAGAAACUGCUAAUGUAAACGAACUGGAUGAGUUAGAUGACAUUUUGGAUGAAAUUCCUCAACAGGAACUGAAAAAUAAGCAGGAGAAGACGAGUGAAAAGAAACAGACAGACGACGGAACGAACAAUGCGAUGGCCAAUCUCCUGGAAAAAAUUCAGAACCUCGACACUCUUUCUGCCGGCACUAAUGGUGCCAUUCCAAACAUGAAUGCAUUCAAAGACGAAGAUCUCUUUGAAAAAAUGUUCGGCGCCAACCCUAGCUCCGGUGCAGGAGAUGUUGGCGUUGAUUACAAUGCAUUAGAAACAAUGCUUGACUCCCUAAUGUCUCAGGUUACAAGCAAACAAGUGUUGUACGAGCCGUUGAAAGACUUGGCAAACAGAUACCCAGAAUGCUUGCAAAACAUGAGCGAGAAGGACAAGAGUAAGUAUGAGUCUCAGUGCAAACACAUCCAGGAGUGUCUGAAUUUGUUUGAGGACCCGAAUUACGACGAAAUAAAAGACCGCCAAAAAGUGUGUGAUCUUGUGGAAAAGAUUCAGGAAUUGCCAUUGCCGGAACAAUUGAUGAAAUCGUCUAUUCCACCAUCAUGUCCUCUGCAAUGAAAGAACACUCAACAGAAUCUUCGAGUGUGUAUAUAUAUACCUUUUUCUUUUCUCUCUAUAUUGCCUGUAACGUUUAGCACAUCAAAGAUACUCGGUAAUGCACUUCGUAUUUAUUUGCUCCAAUUCCACAAGGCAUGCAUCACAAAUAAAUAAAUUAGAUAAAACGUAACAGAUUAAUGAAGUCGUAGAAAUCUUUUCUUACAACGUCAUUCUCAGCUGGAUUCAAAUUCCU